Messenger RNA from Penicillium brasilianum, 1721 nucleotides. NCBI's taxonomy places the organism in Eukaryota, Fungi, Ascomycota, Eurotiomycetes, Eurotiales, Aspergillaceae. The record is from the annotation of a GenBank genome assembly.
GUCACGGGGACGGAUCUUCAUCCCGUACUUUUGAGCACUGGCAACUCUCUUGAAGUAUGUACUGUACCUGGCGUAGUACACCAGGGUCAAUUCACCGUGGGCACAAGGAGACGUACCCCUCUUUGAUUCGUGUCUCUUCUGCCUCGUAGUGACUCUGAAUCUUCACGAAGAACUUGUCAGAAUUUCCCAUAAACCAGGCAGUGAUCCAAUACUACCCCUGGCAAGUAGAGGACGUCAACACUCGGUCUAUUGGAACGUGGAUCCCACUAUCGAUAACGGGGGAACCCGCCAAGAGUGGAUUCUCAUAGCUCUCCCCAACGAUUUUCCAGACGGUCACUCCGCAUGUAGGGGACGAGACAGUUUCUCAGUCUCACAGGUACUCACUCUACCGUGGACAAGUAUAAAGUCCAUCCUGUUACCUCAUUGCCCAUUCCGGCCAUUUUUUAUCUCUUUCCUUUCCGCCUCCUUCCUAUCUAUCACUUUCCAUCACCUCGAGUCGUAUACAUACUACACUCUUGUUCCGUCCCUCUUAUCUCCUACAUUCCACUCCCAUCUCGACCACUACACCCUCAACCUCGCCGGGCUACAUUCUCCAGAAACACCAUCAUACCAUCCUCAUCAACCUCACCACCACCACCACCUCCAUCCAUUACAUACACAUCAUGGCCGCUCCUCGUUCAACCUCCCUGCGCGCCCUGCGCCAGCUCUCCCAGCAGCCCACCGCGGCUCCAGUUGCUCGUCGUGGCCUUCACAUCACUGGCGUCCAGUCUGCACAACCCGCCAACCCUGCCGACAAGGCCUCCCUGUAUGCCGCUCGCACCCUGCCGGACCUGAAGCAAGAGUGCCAACGUCGCUCGCUCCGUGCUGCUGGCAGCAAGUCCGAGCUGAUUGAGCGCCUCUCCAACCACGAUGUCCUCCAGAGCCGUGCUUUCAGCAUUGCCAUGCGCCGUAUCAACAGCAACGCCUUCUCCGACCAACCAACCCGCUCCUUCAACACCUCCCGCUCCCAAAAAGCCGUUGGCGACUCCUCCACGGUGGACUUCAUCUACAUGCCCGCCAUGUCCAACUUCGAGGCCCCCUCCACCCGUCCCUCCUUCCCUCAAGUCCCGGUCCUUCCCGACCUUACCUCCCACCACGACAUUGCGGCCCCGUCCGCCCCACCCAUGAAGCCCCAGAUCUACACCGUCUCCGGCGGUGACAUCAGCGCUGCCUCUGCCAUGAGCGAGGUUGUGGAUAACCACGCCGUCGAUAUUGAUCCCUUCUCGUUGACGGAGGCUGUGGGGCGGAGUCGUAUUGGCGAGGAGUUGGCCAGGUCGAAUGGGCCUAGGAAGGAGCCUGGUGUGGUCCGGGAGCUGUGGGCCGGUUUCUUGGACGAUGUGCUUGGCCCCAAGGAGACUGCUCCCCGGAAGUAGGGCAAGAUGGUUUGCUCGCCAUGUUGAUCGGAUGAACCUGUUGACGAAUUCUCUUGGUGCGAUGCUGGGAUUACUUGUCCGAGUCGAGUCUGACUUUUGCUAUUCUUUUUGUGAUUUGGGAUAUUGUUCGUUCGCUCUCUGGAUGGAACGCUAGCGUGGGAUGUAAUUUUUCUUUCCCCUUUUGUUUAACGGAUUUGAUCUAUAUACUUCCACAAUGAAGUAAUUUACUAGGCUUGCAUGGUUUGCAUAGCCUCGACACAACAUCCUUCUUGUCCCGACCUCUAAAACGUAGCCGUUACUUUGCAUACC